GCUGAUCAAAUCCAGACCGAGCUGCCAGCUGAUUUGCGUAUACGCCGGCGUGUGUAUUUAUAUGUCGUCUCUCAUGUAGCCAUCAAGGCAUCAAUUCUCUCGCCUUCGCCUCCGACUAACCAUGGCUGCCAAUCUCAAGCUCAGUACCUUCUUCCUCCUCCUCCUCGUCGCCUCCUCCCUCCCUCUGCUCGCCCUCGCCGGCGACUGCGAAUGCGAGGCCAGCAGCGAGGCGGAUGACGGCGGCGACGACAAGGCGAGCGCGCUGAACCUGAAGAUCAUCGCCGUGUUCAGCAUCCUCGUGGCCGGCGCCGCGGGCUGCGCGAUCCCGUCGCUGGGUCGGAGGUUCCCGGCGCUCGGCCCGGACACGAACCUCUUCUUCGCCGUGAAGGCCUUCGCGGCGGGCGUCAUCCUCGCCACUGCCUUCGUGCACAUCCUCCCGGAGGCCUUCGACAGGCUCGGCUCGCCGUGCCUGGAGGGCCACGGGCCGUGGCGGAAGUUCCCCUUCGCGGGGCUCGUCGCCAUGCUCGCCGCCAUCGCCACCCUCGUCGUCGACACCGUCGCCACGGGCUACUUCCAGCGCGCGCACGGCGCCAAGAAACUUGCCCCCGCCGUCGACGGAGACGACGUGGAGGGCUCGGGGUCGGCCGCUGAUCAUCGCUCCCACGUGCACGGGCACGGCGCGUCGUCGGCGGCUGUCAUCGCGUCGUCGUCGUCGGCGGCUUCCCACUCCCACGUCGACGGCGCGGAGCUCAUCCGCCACCGCAUCAUCUCGCAGGUGCUGGAGCUGGGGAUUGUUGUGCACUCGGUGAUCAUCGGGAUGUCUUUAGGCGCAUCUCAGAACGCGGACACGAUCAGACCACUCGUAAUUGCGCUAACUUUCCAUCAAUUCUUCGAAGGGAUAGGGCUCGGAGGAUGCAUUGUUCAGGCAAAGUUCCGCCUGAGAUCUGUCCUGGCGAUGGCGCUCUUCUUCUCGCUCACCACGCCAGUUGGUGUGGUGAUCGGCAUCGGGAUAUCCUCCGGUUACAAUGAGACCAGCCCCAGGGCCCUGGUCGUCCAAGGGCUCCUCAGCGCCGCCGCCGCCGGGAUUCUCAACUACAUGGCCCUCGUCGACCUCCUUGCUGAAGACUUCAUGAACCCUAGGGUGCAGAACAACGGAAGGCUGCAGGUCGUCGUGAACAUCUCCUUGCUGCUUGGCACGGCUCUCAUGUCCAUGCUUGCUAUAUGGGCAUGAGAAAUCGUCAUCAAGUGGAAAAGAAAUCGUUUUGAACGUUUUUUUUUCCUGUUCUUGUCAUCAUUUUUUGGCAUUACUUACGUGAGGAUUUCUCUUGUUUUUUUCUUCCUUGUAAAAAUGCAUAAUACUCCGUAUAAAGAUUACACUGCAACUGCACACAGUAAAAAAAUGUUUAUUUGUUCAGUAUUAGAACGAGUAAAACAGUACUUCUGCCGAAACCAUUUCACAAGCACGAAUAUACAGUGAUGCGAAUGCGCUAUGCGUGAGCUGUGCUUGAUCUGUGUUGUACUCUGAUUGAAGACUAGUAAAAAGGUUGCACUGUCGCU
Messenger RNA from Brachypodium distachyon (stiff brome), 1557 nucleotides. Its product is annotated as zinc transporter 9. The transcript has 3 exons. Bases 122 to 1231 code for a protein of 369 amino acids. The record is from RefSeq and is a predicted model, not a curated record. Lineage: Eukaryota; Viridiplantae; Streptophyta; Magnoliopsida; Poales; Poaceae. Gene Ontology annotation, molecular function: zinc ion transmembrane transporter activity. Gene Ontology annotation, biological process: zinc ion transmembrane transport. Gene Ontology annotation, cellular component: plasma membrane.